Molecule: messenger RNA, 1962 nt
Organism: Schizophyllum commune H4-8
Lineage: Eukaryota; Fungi; Basidiomycota; Agaricomycetes; Agaricales; Schizophyllaceae
Exons: 2
Coding region: 120-1832 (570 amino acids)
Source: RefSeq, a predicted model, not a curated record
CUCCGAACCCCAUAUGUCCACAAAGGAACCCUUACUUCUGGUCGCAAUGGUGACCUCCCGGUACAUAAGUCCUGCUCUCAAGCUCCUGGUCCCUCGUCCUUCAUAUCGGUCUCUCUAGCAUGUCUUAUCCUCAGCACUAUACGCUCGGCGCGUCGAACGCGCCUCGCCAGCCUGCGCAGACACAAAGGUCCGCGAGGGGAGGGGACAGGGACCAAGGUUAUGCAAGCGCACCGAUGCCGUCGCUGGGUACCAGUAUGCCGCACCCACUUCACCCCGGCUUUGCUCCCGUUCUGCACUCCAGCGCGUGUCCUCCCCACCUCCGACAGAAAUCUGGCGGAAAGACUCCAUUAUCUCAUCCACAUCCACAUCCGCACCCGCCUGCUACUCCCCAACCUCCAGUCCCUCAGCUCAAUCGAGGAUCCAUGACCAUACGGAUCUGGGAAAUGCCGUCUUUCGCUUCGAUUCCUCCUCGAGCGCCCAGAUACGGUCCUUAUACACCGCCUAUCAAUCGACUGCCUCCGGAGUUGUUGUCCCAAAUCUUCGUCGGAGCACUGCCAUCCCAGCUCUUCCAAGCGACGUGCAGCCGCCGCAGCGUGCCGCUGGUUCUCAGCCACGUGUGCGGCUACUGGAGGGAGGUCGCGCUCGAUACAACUGCCCUCUGGCAGUGGAUCUCUCUUACAGAGUGUUCGUCGCGGCGCGCGCACCAUACUCGGAAGCUCGCACGCAGGUUCGUGCAGAGGACGAGAGGGGCGGAACUUAGCAUCUACUUCAUGGAUGCUGAAGCUGCGAGCGUACAGGCCAACCACUUCAAGUACAUGGCUAUGCGUUGCCCGGUUGAGCCCAUUCCUGCUCAUGAGCGCUGCCCGUGCGCUUUGGACUUCAUUACGGCCCUCAUUUCGCGAGUGCGCGAACUCGACCUGUUCAUUGGUCACGCGUCGACUCAGCGUUUGUCUUUGCUACCGCCGUCCUCUGCGAAGGCUUUGCGCAAUAUUCACGUCGACUUCGUGCAGGGUGGAAGUGAAGUGCAGUCCCUCUGUACUCUGCUGUCCACAUCGCCGAAGCUUCGACGGUUCUCGUGGACCAAUCACUUCGACAUUUGUGCUGUGCCCCCUCCUUCUAACAUUGCCUGGAGUCAGCUCGUUCGUGCAGAGCUCGAGGAAUCGCCUAUGACCUUCCAAGCCUUCUUCGGCAUGUUGACUGUUGGACGAUCGCUGGAGACUGUCUGCGUUCGCCUAACACGUCAUGGCACAUCGCCUGAGAAGUUGCGUGGUUCAGUCACACAAUAUGCUCUCACUAAGCUGCUGCUGUGCGGUCACGAGGCACUCGACGAAGUAUUCAACGCGAUUCGGCUUCCAUCGCUACAGCAGUUUACGCUGGACUGCAAAUCGCAAGACUCAGUUGACUGGCCCUGCCUCGACGCGCGGUCCUUACAUCGCUUCAUUUCGAACAUUUCUGCUCUGCAAAAGCUCGAUAUCACGCCGGGCGGGACUGUUGAUGAGGACGCAUUGCUUGCCCUCCUCACUCUUCCCCAAUCAGCCACCAUCGCCGACCUUCACGUAGACCUAUCGGUCGUUAGCGACCGAAUGAUCACGGCAAUGUACCGCGGUCAGGGUGGUCCACUUCUUCCUCAACUGUCGCGCUUGUCCAUAGGAUACUGUGCGACGACUGAUAGUGUGAUCUCUGACCUACUGUGGUCGCUUCACCAGAGCUGCUCUCCUUUGACAUAUGCUCAGAUCCGCUUCAUGCGGAGAGAGCAAGGCCGGCAUCCGGUUGACGAACGCGAGUUUCGUCGGUUGGGCGCGGUAGGAUUACUCGCGGAGAGGUUCUUCUGACCAAGAUCUCGAUUUUGACCGGGCUGAGUAACAUGAAAUAUCCAGUGAGUCGUCGCUUCGCCAUUGGAAUACAGGUCGUACUACAUCAAAAUUAUGAGAAUACACCGUCAUUGACUUCAGGGUGCCGCCC